Tauraco erythrolophus (red-crested turaco) is the source of this 519-nucleotide messenger RNA. NCBI's taxonomy places the organism in Eukaryota, Metazoa, Chordata, Aves, Musophagiformes, Musophagidae. The record is from RefSeq and is a predicted model, not a curated record.
GGGGACAUCUCCAAAUGGGAGAGCUCCUUCUACCUCUUCCUGAGCACCUCCUCCAAAGGGACUCGCUACAAGAGGGAUCAGUAUUCACUUCUCCAAGGCUUCCUGAUCUCCAAGUGCUGCUUCCCCCUCUUCAAAGCCAAAACUGGCAAAGCCAAGCGAGUCCGGACCAUCUUCACCAGUGACCAGCUGGCCCGGCUGGAGAAGGAGUUUGCACGGCAGCAGUACAUGGUGGGCACGGAGAGGUGCCUGCUCGCGUCCUCUCUGCACCUCACCGAAGAGCAGGUGAAAGUCUGGUUCCAAAACCGAAGGAUCAAGUGGAGGAAACAAAGCCUGGAACAGCAACAGGCCAAACUGGCCAAAAUGGGUUUGACCACCCCGCAGAGGAGCCCCGACUCACAGAGCCACCACGGCGAGGAGGACAAGGACUUCCCAGCAGAGUCGGAGGAUGGCCAGGAGGACACGGCCUCUUCCCCGGGCUCCAGGACGGCACCUGCACAGACUGUGGCAAAGAGCUGCUGA